UCUUAACUUAUACAUUUCUAAAAUAUUAACGACAUUUUCUUACUCGACUUUUUAAUACAUUAUAUAUAUAGAAAGAGUCACCAGUUUCUUUGUCAUAGACUCACUGAGUUCUGGCUCGUCAACUUCCCAUCCACCAUUCCCCAGCUCUCUCGCCAUGGAUCACCAAGUCUCCCGCCGAACCGAGAUCUUAACCAACCACCUCCUCCUCCGUGCACCGCCGCCUUCCUCCGUUCUGCAGCCCCACCGCUGCCUGAGCUACUCCCCUCCCGAGCUCUCCAACGAAUUCGCGUUCGACUUGCGGGAGAUGCGGAGGUUAAUGGACGGGCACAAUCUGGAGGACCGCGAUUGGCUCUUUUCCGUCAUCGUGCAGAGCGCACUCUUCAACCGUCGCGAGCGCGCCGGCAGAAUCUUCGUCUGCCCCGACUACAACCAGUCGAUGGAGCAGCAGCGCGAAGCCACCAUGAGGCGCAUCGAGUAUCUUGUGGAGAGAGGGGUUUUCCGAGGGUGGCUGACUGGCGAGGGCCCGGCGGAGGAGCUGAGGAAACUCGCGCUCCAUGAGGUUAUGGGGAUGUAUGAUCACUCCCUUUCUGUUAAGCUUGGGGUUCACUACUUCCUCUGGGGAGGGGCCGUGAAGUUUUUGGGAACCAAGCACCAUCAUGACAAGUGGUUACGUGCUACUGAAAACUAUGAUAUGAAGGGUUGUUUUGCUUUGUCUGAGUUGGGUCAUGGAAGUAAUGUGCGAGGCAUUGAAACAAUCACUACUUAUGAUUCAAACACGGGAGAAUUUGUAGUCAAUACUCCAUGUGAAUCGGGCCAGAAGUAUUGGAUUGGUGGUGCAGCNAAUCAUGCAACACAUACUAUAGUCUUUUCACAGCUCUAUAUAAAUGGAAGCAAUCAAGGGGUGCAUGCAUUCAUUGCCCAAAUCAGGGAUUCAGAUGGNAACAUAUGUCCAAACAUUCGAAUAGCUGAUUGUGGUCACAAAAUUGGUGUGAAUGGAGUUGAUAAUGGCCGUAUCUGGUUUGACAAUGUAAGGAUACCUCGGGAGAAUUUGUUGAAUUCUGUGGCUGAUGUUUCCCCAACUGGUGAAUAUUUGAGUGCCAUAAAAAAUGUUGAUCAGAGGUUUGCUGCUUUCUUAGCCCCUUUGACCAGUGGUCGGUUCAGUGGUCAUUUUCCCAUAUGGAUGUUCAUUUCUUUACUUUUAUGGUUCAGAUAUGCAAUGAGUUUUUCCGCAAAUGACCUCAAAAUAAUGUAUGUGAAAAGAACACCGAAGUCAAACAAAGCCAUUCAUAUUAUUUCUAGUGCAUACAAGGCUACUUUUACUUGGAACAAUAUCCGUACUCUCCUUGAAUGUCGUGACGCCUGCGGAGGCCAAGGAGUUAAAUCUGAAAAUCGUGUUGGUCUUUUCAUGGGUGAAUUUGAGAUGCAUUCGACAUUUGAGGGGGACAACAAAGUUCUUAUGCAGCAGAUUAGCAAGGCACUCUUUGCAGAAUACGUAGCAUGUCACAAGCAAAACAAACCUUUCAGUGGUUUAGGAUUAGAGCACAUGAACAAACCUUUGCUUGUUAUCCCGUCUCACCUAACAACUCCAACCAUUAGGAGCAGUGAAUUUCAGAUUGAUCUGUUCCACCUAAGAGAGAGAGACCUAUUGAGGCGCUUUGUUGAAGAGGUCUCAGAAUACCAAUCUCGUGGAGAAAGCAAAGAGUCUGCCUUCAUUCUAAGUUAUCAGUUAGCAGAAGACUUGAGCAGAGCUUUCUCAGAACGAGCAAUACUGAAAACAUUCAUGGAUGCCGAGUCAACUUUAGCCGCUGGUUCAUUGAAGAAUGUGUUGGGUCUAUUGAGAUCGUUGUAUGCAAUGAUCAGUGUGGAUGAAGAUGCUUCCUUUCUUCGAUAUGGAUACUUGUCAAAAGAGAAUGCUUCUGCAGUGAGGAAAGAAGUGCCAAAACUAUGCGCUGAACUUCGACCACAUGCACUUGCCUUGGUCAGUUCCUUUGGUAUUCCUGAUGCUUUUCUGAGCCCUAUUGCAUAUAACUGGCUUGAUUCAAAUUCUUGGUCUUCUCAACUUUAGCAAGCUUAUGCAAAUCUCUGCAUUUGAAAUAGUGUCUUUGUUGCAUGUUAUUGGGUGAAUAAAACGUUAAAGAAUAAAAUAAAAAGUUGGUAUAUGAGGCAAACCAAGGCCAGAUCAUUCAGAUUGAGUUUCAUCAAUUAUUUAUGUACCAUUUAAUAAAUAGCUCUUAAGGUAUUUUGUAACAAUACAAUAAGAAAUAGAAGACAAACGUAUGAGGGCUUUUAUUAUUAAAAGAUUGUGUCUCAGUACAAGCAUCAAGAGGCACUAAAAUAAACGGUGAUAGUAAAAUAAUAUGGGGAACUCUGCACACAGACAUAGGUCAUUCUUGAAAAGGAAAAUAUGGAGGAAAUUUAGAAGAGUGUGCAAUCGAAGAACAGAGAAGAAUAUUCAGAGAGAAAAAGGUAGUUGCAGAAAGGAGGGGUGCAUACCACAAGCGUAAUCAAUCCCGAAUGAAAUUCUCCCAUUUUGUAUUCUUUCUCUUCACACGUGUUCCUUUCCUCAAUAUUCUGUCAUCCUCUCUGCUUGACACGUGGUUAUUUUGUGUAACCACUACCGCUUCUUUCCUCACCCUGCUGUCACGCUUUGUGCGUGUUAUAAUACCCCGUUCUUGAACAGCAACCUUGUCCUCAAGGUUGAACUGAGGAUAGGCUUUCUUGAAUUCUUCUAUGUUUUCCCAAGAGUUGUAUGCCACCCGCAAAGAAUCCCAUUGG
Molecule: messenger RNA, 2775 nt
Organism: Vigna radiata var. radiata (mung bean)
Lineage: Eukaryota; Viridiplantae; Streptophyta; Magnoliopsida; Fabales; Fabaceae
Product: acyl-coenzyme A oxidase 3, peroxisomal-like
Exons: 12
Coding region: 155-2065 (636 amino acids)
Biological process (GO): fatty acid beta-oxidation using acyl-CoA oxidase; lipid homeostasis
Cellular component (GO): peroxisome
Molecular function (GO): fatty acid binding; FAD binding; acyl-CoA oxidase activity
Source: RefSeq, a predicted model, not a curated record